Linum tenue is the source of this 2742-nucleotide messenger RNA. Lineage: Eukaryota; Viridiplantae; Streptophyta; Magnoliopsida; Malpighiales; Linaceae. The record is from the annotation of a GenBank genome assembly.
GAUUUUCCCUUUUCUGGCCUUGAAACCCUAAAACUCUAUUCUCUCUUCAUUCUUGCGUUAACAACUUAACAUUCAUCACUCGUGAGGAAGAAUCCUCGAUUAAGAAGAGUAGCUGGAGGGGUCCUGCGUUUUCUGCUCGCCGCCUCCUCCGCUGCGUUCGUCUUCCGUCGCUGCUCAGAAUCAGAAAGAGGGAGUUUUUGCGUCGCUGAUAGGAGUUUCAGCUCACUGAAGCAUUGAAGGGUUAAUUGCAAUCGGAGAGAGAUGUUUUCCGGUCUGAAAUUCAUACCCAGGGACCAAAUUGACGAAUUGAGUCGUUUGAUGCAGGCCCGAGAUGAAGAUGUAAGCAAAUCCUCGAAGAGGAGAAAGAAGGACGGCAAAAGGGAGAAGAAGGGGAAGAGGAGCUCGCGGUCGAAGAAUAGUUCCGACGAUGAUGAUUUGGAGAGAAUUAAAGAAGGGUCGAGGAGGAAAAAGAAGUGGUAUUCCUCCGACGAGUAUUCGUCCUCGUCGGCGUCUGAAGAUGACGGGGAUCGGAAACGAAGAGCCAGGAGUAAAAAGCGGGAUAAAGGAUCCAGAAAAGAGGAUUCUUCACCUGAAGGUGGUAGAGAAUCUGACUCCAUGAAUGAUAUGGAGAUUACUAGGAAGGAAAUGGGAUUGGAUUGGAUGCUUAAACCUGCCGAGAGUGCGGACAAAAGGCCUGCUGCCAUGGUCGAUGAGCAGCCAGAGGAGCCUGCUGAGGAGGUGAAAAGGGCGAAUCCCAGAGAACUAAAUCCCUAUCUGAAGGAUGACGGAAGUGGUUAUCCUGAUGAGGCAGAGGAAAAACGUAGUGGAGAUCGGCUCCCGUCUUCUGCAGUUGUUGGAGAUGGAGGCGCAAGUUGGAGGCUCAAAGCCUUAAAGCGUGCACAAGAGCAAGCAGCUAGAGAAGGGCGAAAGCUUGAUGAGGUUGUGAAAGAAAGGUGGGACUCUCUUGGUCAAUUAGCUGUAUCUGCUGCAUCUCACAGGGCAGCCCCAUCUCGGGCUCAUUUACAUGCCAUUAAAAGUAGACAGGCAAGGCAGACAGAGGAUCAACAACCUGCCUCGGAUGGUAAAAGUAAGAGAGAUAUUAACAAGAGUAAUGAUCGAAGCUACUUGAAGGAUGUUUCUUUCCGGAGUGAAAUGAGAGCCCCUAAGGUGCAUGAGAGCUUAUCCUGGGGAAAGCAGAAAAAGAAGAAGUUGUCUACUAAUGAUGCAAACCUUAUAUCCAGUGCAGCAUCUUGCUUGAACAAGUUCUCUAAUGAUGGAAGCUUUAUGAACCAACUACUUGGUCCAAAUGAUGAUUUGGAUGGUUCAAAACCAAAACAAGAGGCUGAGUUUAAAGUAGAUUCAUCUGACAGUAGUCAACCAUCUGAAGGUAGUCUAGUGAUUAAGGAAGGAAUGACUGCAAAUCAGUUGGCAGCUAAGGCUCUGCAGUUUCGUCUGAAGGGCAAGCAUGAAGAAGCUGAUAAGCUAAUGAAAGAGUCGGAGAAGUUGAAGGAGAAGCAGAGCGGUGGAGGACAUAUAAUUCAACAGCCUCGAAUCGCAGCAAGCACUGUCAGAUAUGCUGGACAACACACUCGAAAGAAGGACGAUGACAAUGCUGAUAGGAAUCUAGCUCGAACAAUAAUGCAGAACAAACAAUAUAGUUUAUCAGGUCGCGCAGAUGACGAGUAUGAUUAUCCUGGGGAUGGUCCAAGUAAGAAACCCCGAAAGAAGGAGAUGGACAAAAACGAUCGCUUGAAGUCCUCGGAGAACAACAAUCUUGCUUCUAGGCGCAUCCUGACACAACAAGAACGAUGCCUCUUUUGCUUUGAGAAUCCUAAUAGACCAAAACAUCUAGUCGUGUCAAUUGCAAACUUCACUUAUUUGACGUUGCCUCAACAGAAACCACUUGUUCCUGGCCAUUGUUGCAUCCUACCGUUGCAGCACGAGGCAGCUACACGGAACGUGGAAGAUAGCGUGUGGGAGGAGAUCCGUAACUUCAAGAAAUGCCUGAUACGGAUGUUCGCAAAACAGGACAAGGAGGUGGUUUUUCUUGAAACGGUGAUAGGCUUGGCGCAACAACGCCGGCAUUGCUUACUUGAGUGCAUCCCUCUGCCUCAAGAUAUUGCAAAAGAGGCCCCUCUUUAUUUCAAAAAGGCAAUUGACGAGGCUGAGGACGAGUGGAGCCAGCACAAUGCAAAGAAGCUGAUCGACACGAGCGUGAAGGGGCUUCGAGGUUCAAUCCCCAAGGACUUCCCUUACUUCCAUGUUGAAUUCGGACUGGACAAAGGGUUCGUCCACGUGAUCGAUGACGAGUCCCAGUUCAACAGCAGCCUUGGCCUGAAUGUUAUCAGAGGCAUGAUGGAGCUGCCCGAGGAAGAUAUGUACAGCCGCAGGAGGAGACACGGAACAGUCGAAGGGCAGAAGCUCGCGGUUGCUGAGUUUGUGCGGGAUUGGGAACCUUUCGACUGGACCAAACAGCUUCACUGAAGCCUGCACCCCCUAUAGAAGAUAGUUUUGUCAGGGACAGAGACUGUAGCAGUGUAUUUGCUCCUUCCAAAUUGUUCAAUGUUUGUUGUAUACCAGGUUGUAUUUGUACAUAGAUGGAUUUACGAGUCGCCGCUAGUUGAGUACUAGCUUCAUGAAUGGAUUUUUCGAUCUCUUACAGAGGGUCUCGAAUCUCGAUCUCGAGUUCUACCCAAAAUGUUAGUCCCUGAGGACGAAGCCUCGACCACCAUCUUCUAACAA